AUGGCGCGGGGGGGGGGAGGGGGGCGAUACCAGCAGCCCCUUCCGCCGUGGGCCUCCGGGCAGAACCUGUGGACGGGCGUCGUCCACGCCUAUCACAUGCCCAUCCCGCGGGCUCCUGCACCGGGUGUUCGUCAUGCUCGCCCCGCGGGCCACCAGGCGUUCUUCAGCACCCCCCACCAGCCCUACGGUGCUCCCCUCGCGUCGCCACCCCUCGGUGGCUAUGGUGCCCCCGCCCAGGCGCCGCCCUACGGAGGCCAGCCGCCGCCGCUGCCUGUACCUGCACCGUGGGACCCCGCCCUCCUGGCCGCCCUGCACUCUGCGCUGUCGCCGAGUAACUAUGGCGGUGUAGGCGACUGGUACAUGGACUCAGGACGCCCGUACCCGGAUGGUGCUUCACCGCUGUGA
This is a messenger RNA of Aegilops tauschii subsp. strangulata, 405 nucleotides long. Lineage: Eukaryota; Viridiplantae; Streptophyta; Magnoliopsida; Poales; Poaceae. The record is from RefSeq and is a predicted model, not a curated record.